GGUUCCUCAAAUAAAACAAAACAACUUCAUCUGAAUAUGCAAACUGUGGUUGUAAAAGCGUGCGACCAAAAGAAUCCAAUUCUCGCCCCAGUGCUAGUGGAUCAACCGGUUUUUGUUGGAGGUAUUAUUCUUGGAGCGGUUCGAGGACUCGUCCAAAAAAGGCCGGAGGAUGAAAGUGAGAGUGUGGUGACGGUUGUUUUUUUUGGGGUCUUUUCAUCGUAUCUUACUCCUGCGCUGUGUGUUAUCGUGUUGUGUCCAACCGUUCAGGUGCUCUGAGAACAUGCAAGUCUGGCAAAUGUAACUGAACCAGACAAAACCCAGUCCGUAUGUGGAAGGAUUCAGGUCACCGGGACAGUCCCAGCCGCAGCAUCCCCUACAGUGGGGAGUGCUUCGUGAACGAAAGCGAAAGUGAGCCUACUGAUAGUGAGCCGGCACCGAGUGAGAGUGAAAGUGAAUGAAAUUUUGGGUUCGGCUGCAACCAGUGAGCCAUCCCUACGGACUGUGAGCCACCCACGGACCCGCUGCGGGCUACCCGACAACCCGAGUCGCUCCAGUGCUGCCAAGUGGUGGUAGUCCACACUUAUUUCCCGCCCCCCAUUGGCGUACGAUCGGGUUUUCGGUCUGCGGCCUAGAGAUAGCACUCUCGCUCUCACUCGAACGGGGAACGAAAUCUGUGCUAGAGACCCCAGCAUCUCGGUCUCGAUCCGUGGGAGAGCAGCAGCAUCUCCACACGGUGAUCGUGCUCUCGCAGAAGAAGCGCGCGGUGCGCGCGCGCUUACACACGAGAGCGGUUUUGGGUUGCGAAUAUUCCCCUUUCCGAUCCGACACACGAUCAUCAUCAUCGUCGAUCGCGCUUCUAGUGGAGGCUCUGGGUGUGUGUGAAGGAUGAACUGCGGUGGGAUCGCCUGCUGUCGCUGACUUUCUCAUCGUCGUAGGUGGACUGUGGAUCGGAUCGGUGGACGGUGCUCGUACAGAGGUUUAUCAGCGCGCGCGCGCUCAGUGCAUCCCGGCAAGCGAACCAGUGCGAAUCGAAGAUUUUCACGCGUACAUGAACGUUUUGCAGUGCAGUUUCGCUUCACCAGUGAUUAAUUGGUUGAAUCUAUUGUUCUCAUUUUGGGUUGUUUGCUUGCGUGUAGUUCAAUUCAAAGUGUGUGACAAUGUUUGCGUGCCAGUGUUCGAUGUGUUUGAAGUGCCGCUUUUCAGUUAAGAACCGUUCAGUUUAGUUGUUUUAUCCCCGUAUUAUCCCCAGCUCCCAUUUGCACAGAAAUGUGUCUUCCGUUUAGUACAAGUUCCACCGUCUGCCUGUGUCCUUUCGGUUUUAAGACCCUAAAAGUUCAGAGGUACCUAGGCUAGAAGAAUGUGAUACAUUUCGCUGGAAAAGAUUUUUAAUUGCCGUGUGUGAGUGUGUGUGUGAGUGAUACCGUAGCGUUCCCGAUGCGUUUGAAGUACAAACACAAACUAGUGCAGCUCGAUUGACUGUUGCAAAGUGAAAAAGUACACGAGCGAUACCUCUAAUUGAUUGGAAAUAAAUGAAGACCCGUGUGCAGGCCUUUUGCACCAUCAAGCGUCCUACCGGAAGUUGUGCAAGAAAAUAGUUCCAUUCCAAGCACAUGAAGCUUGCUUAAGGCUCCCUCUCUCCCCGUUCCUUCCCUAUAUUUAAAACCGUUGCCCAAGUUCCCGGUGCCGGUUGUAGGCGCGAGGACAUGCGAACCCGGCUGGCUUCGCUGAUCGUCGUGAAACAGGAGCCACUGUCGGCCACAUCACCGCCCCCUCCAACACCGCACGCGUCCGCCCAUCCCCUGUCCGGUGCGUCCUUUUCGUCGCCCUCCUCGUCGUCGUCGUCCUCGUCGUCCUCCUGCUCCUCGGCCAGCUCGUCCUCCAGCCCCCCGUCCAGCCUCUUCCGUUCGUCGCUCGUGGUCGCCGAUGGCUGCGACGGGCUGCAGUGCUAUGGCAGCUUCGGUCCCGCUGCCAGCGCGGUCGAACUGAAGCAUCCGGGCCAGCCGAGGGUGGCCGACGGGGUGGUGGUGGUGGUGCAGCACCAGCAGCAGCAGUCCGCACCGCACGCGGACCUGGUGGCACAGUACUUUUGCGACCGCAAUGGCCACGGUUACGGUGCGCACGCGAACGGUUCCGGCGGCGAUCUGAACAACAAUGAUCCGUCCAGCGAGCAGUUUGAGUUUUUUGACGAGAAAAAGUGUGCUCCCCAUUUGCUAUCGCGAGUGGCAACCUCACCGGUCCCAUCGGCGGUCCCAGCCGCAGAUCCAUCGUCAGUGUCGCAGCCAGCGAGUCUGACGGCCACAAGAAGUCCCCUGACGCCCGGUCGCAGCGGUUCCGGUACAGCGUCCGGCACCAGUGACCAUCCGCACGACAACCUGCGCAAAGUAGCAGUAUCAGCAGCAGCAGCAGCAGCAGCCGCGGACAGUAGUAGCAGCUCAACGACAAGCAUGUUACUGCUGCAGCCACAGGCGUCAUCUUUUAGUUCCGUUUCUUCAUUUGAUUAUUUACUGUCACAAUCGCAGAGCCAUCAUCAGGAGCAGUCGUCCUAUCACCAUUCGCAUCUGCCACAGGAGCAGCAGCAGCAACAGCAGCAACAGCAGCAGCAUCAUCAACAACAACAUCACCAUCACCCACAACAGCCCCAUUCGUCGCUGGGACAUUCCCAAUCGCUUCAUCACGAGCAGCAACACCACCACCAGCAACAGCACCCUCACCAGCACCACCACCACCAGCUCGCGUCCGGGCUAGACAAGUUUGUGGAGCUGUUCAGUGCGGCCCAGCCGCACACGCCGGCCGAAUCGAUCACCACCGAGUCGUACCUAGCGGACCAGACGCAACAUUCCAACAGCUCCAGCGACACGCUCGUCGGGCUCGAGGACAACCCGUCCACGUUCGGUGGCUCGAGCGACAGCAUCCCGUCCGCGCUGCUGAAGGCGUCCUACAAGGAGGAACUCCCUAGCCCGUUCAGUGCAGGGCCGUCGACACGAGCGCCCACCACCGAGCCGCCCGACACGGAUCUCCUGUUCGAGUCGUCCUCCACCGAAGAGCUCGGGCUGCUGACGCUACGGUCUAGCAGCGAUCCGGUGCUGGCGAGCAGUGCCCGUCUGCCCCAAGCGAUUGUUCACGCGCAGCAGGGACAGCUAAGGCCCAACGCGCCGGCCACCGCCGGUCCGAGCGGUGUGGAGUCGGUGGCGGCAGCAGCAGCGGCCGCCUCACUGCUGCCCAGCUUCCAGGAAACGUACCCGAUCAAGUACAACCAGCUGGCCAGCUACGGGCUGAAGAUGGACGACGAUUGCUUCAAGAUGGCGACCUCCCCGCACCAUCAUCAGGCUGUGACGGCGGCCUACGCCCACCAUGGCAGUGUGUACGGGCAUGGCCAUCAGCACCAUCACCAUCAGCAUCACGGUGGAGUGGCGGUCGGUGGCGUUGGGCUCGUCGGUACCGGGCUGCAGCAGGGCCAUUACGAGUUUGGAGCGCACACGGCGGGAGCAGCCGGUGGAGGCAUCACGCAGUACAACAACCCGGCAGGACCUCCAGGAAGUGGUGGAGGUGGUGGAGCUGGUGGCACUGCAACUGGAAGCUUCUAUUCCCCUUCGUACGAGCAACAUCCAGCUGGCUAUGGUGGACAGGUAGGUGCACAGGACACGUACUCGCUGCCACCGUUCCCGACGGUGGCCGAGCUGCACGUCACCACGACCUGCCAUCGCCGCUCGUCCCUCCCGAUACAGCGCUCCGAGUCGACGUCCAGCAGCGAAAGCCCCAAACCGCCCCGGAUUGCCAUCUACAACAAGUAUUCGGCGCUUCCGAGUGCCUCCAGCUCGGCAUCCAGCUCGCCAGGCUACAUGAACAACAACAAUCCGAACACGAUCAACAACAAUGAGGUGGCGGCGGCGGCGGCAGCAGCCGCAGCAGCAGCAGCAGCAACUUCCGCCGGCGGUAUCGUUGGAGCAGGUGCCCCAACUCCCGUAGUGGCGCCACCGCCGACUGCCGCUUCUACCGUAGUGGCCCGCGCAACCCCGACCUCCCAGAGCCCAUCGCAACUCUGUGCCGUGUGCGGGGAUACGGCCGCCUGCCAGCACUAUGGCGUGCGAACGUGCGAAGGCUGCAAGGGCUUCUUCAAGCGCACCGUCCAGAAGGGCUCCAAGUACGUGUGCCUCGCGGACAAAGCGUGCCCGGUGGACAAGCGGCGACGGAACCGGUGCCAGUUCUGCCGCUUCCAGAAGUGUCUCGCCGUCGGCAUGGUAAAGGAGGUCGUCCGUACCGACUCGCUGAAGGGUCGGCGCGGUCGGCUACCGUCCAAGCCGAAGUCACCGCAGGAGUCACCGCCGAGCCCGCCCGUCUCGAUGAUAACGGCGCUGGUGCGUGCGCAUGUCGACACGACGCCCGAUCUCGCCAGCCUCGACUACAGCCAGUACCGGGAGCCGGGGCAGAACGAGCCGAUCAUCACCGAGGCGGAGAAGGUGCAGCAGUUCUACAACCUGCUCACCACCUCGGUCGACGUGAUCAAACACUUUGCCGACAAGCUGCCCGGGUACAACGAUCUCAGCGUCGAGGACCAGGAGCUGCUGUUCCAGUCGGCCUCGCUCGAGCUGUUCGUGCUGCGGCUAUCAUACCGGGCCCGCAGUGACGACACCAAGAUGACCUUCUGCAACGGUGUCGUCCUGCACCGCCACCAGUGCCAGCGAUCGUUCGGCGACUGGCUGAACGCGAUACUGGAGUUCAGCAAGAGCCUGCACGCGAUGCAGAUCGACAUCUCCGCGUUUGCCUGCCUGUGUGCGCUGACGCUCGUAACGGAACGCCACGGUCUCCGGGAGCCGAAAAAGGUCGAGCAGCUGCAGAUGAAGAUCAUCAGCAGCUUGCGCGAUCACGUCACUUACAACUCGGAGGCGCAGCGCAAACCGCACUACUUUAGCCGGCUGCUCGGCAAGCUGCCCGAGCUCCGGUCGCUCAGCGUCCAGGGACUGCAGCGGAUAUUCUAUCUCAAGCUGGAGGAUCUCGUACCGGCACCGCCCCUGAUCGAGAACAUGUUCUUGGCCAGUCUGCCCUUUUAAACCUCCCCCCCCCC
Molecule: messenger RNA, 5062 nt
Organism: Anopheles coluzzii
Lineage: Eukaryota; Metazoa; Arthropoda; Insecta; Diptera; Culicidae
Gene: Hr38
Product: probable nuclear hormone receptor HR38
Exons: 6
Coding region: 1704-5048 (1114 amino acids)
Biological process (GO): cellular response to corticotropin-releasing hormone stimulus; regulation of transcription by RNA polymerase II
Cellular component (GO): nucleus; transcription regulator complex
Molecular function (GO): RNA polymerase II cis-regulatory region sequence-specific DNA binding; DNA-binding transcription factor activity, RNA polymerase II-specific; nuclear glucocorticoid receptor binding
Source: RefSeq, a predicted model, not a curated record